This is a messenger RNA of Oreochromis niloticus (Nile tilapia), 1448 nucleotides long. RefSeq lists its product as uncharacterized. Gene Ontology annotation, molecular function: nucleic acid binding. The transcript has 2 exons. The coding region runs from base 23 to 1135 and encodes 370 amino acids. The record is from RefSeq and is a predicted model, not a curated record. Gene Ontology annotation, biological process: DNA integration. Lineage: Eukaryota; Metazoa; Chordata; Actinopteri; Cichliformes; Cichlidae.
AGUCAGUUAUGGCGCCCCCACUAUGCGGAACAUUUAUAAGGUUCUCGCAAGCCAGUACGACCCACUUGGCUUUAUCCUACCGUACACCACCCGAGCCAAGAUGCUGGUGAGGCGCCUUUGGGAUCAGCAGAGGGGGUGGGAUGACCCGCAGCUUCCGCCAGAACUGCUGCAGCAGUGGGAAACCUGGGAAGAGGAGUUGCCGUUCCUUGCACAAAUCCUGCUUCCUCGCCCUUAUCUCCCAAAGCACAUCACGGAGUCAGUCAGUGAGAGAGAGAUCCACAUCUUCUGUGAUGCGUCAGAGCAGGCUUAUGGCGCCGUGGCCUACCUGAGAACAGUGACAGGUGAUGGCAGCUCACAUCUGGCCUUCCUAAUGGCACUUCGUCGGUUCGUUGCCAGGAGAGGGACCCCAGCUGAGCUGUACUCAGACCAAGGGACCAACUUCCGGGGGGGAGAAAGGGAACUCCAAGCAGCUUUUGCAGCCAUGACCUCUGACCUGCAGAAGCUCCUGGCUCCCCAGAAGAUCGUCUUCCACUUCAAUCCACCAGCGGCUCCUCAUUUUGGGGGAGUGUGGGAGCGGGAGAUUAGAUCUGUCAAGACGGCGCUCUACACUACAGUAGGAUCCCAACCCCUACAAGAGGAGGUCCUCCGCACGGUCCUUGUGGAGGUGGAGGGCAUCUUGAACUCCAAACCACUAGGUUAUGUCCCGUCCGACAUCAGUGAUCCUGAUCCAGUGACCCCCAACUGCUUUCUGAUGGGGCGGCCUGAUGGGGCGCUUCCUCAAGUGGCUUACCCUAAAGAAGAGCUCCUGAGUCGCCGGAGGUGGAAACACUCCCAAGUGCUGGCUGACCACUUCUGGUCUCGAUUCAUCCGGCUGUACCUUCCGAGCCUGCAGCUUCGCCCGAAAUGGCAGUCAUCCCCCGCGGACGUCACAGAAGGUUCGGUGGUGAUGAUCGUAGAUCCUCAGCUGCCUCGCGCUUCCUGGCUCGUGGGUCGCAUCUCCAAAGUCCACCCCAGUCCCGAUGGACACAUCAGGUCUGCUGACGUCAAGGUGAAAGACAGGACCUUCACCCGACCUGUGGCGAGGCUGGUGGUACUGCCUGCCCUCCCGGACGAAGACAAAGGACAAUCACAGUGACUUUAUUAGAGAAGUUGCCUUUUGUUGUGAGCAAAUGUACUUCAUACAUUUGGGGGCGGCUGUUCAAAAGGCCCCUGUAGUUGUGAGUUUUAUUCUGUUCAGUUGUUCACCUGUAGUUUCUUAGAGUGGCCAGUAGAGGUCACCCCACCGCUUUGUAUGAGAGAGAAUUCGGGCAGGGAGAUACGUGGGUGAGAUAUAUGAGCGUUUCCGCUCCCGAUUACCGGCGGAGAAGUGGUCAUUUCGUGAGAAGUGUGCGUUACUGAGCAACAGACCACACACACACACACACCCCGCUCAUAUCCACACCAAUGCA